Messenger RNA from Oryzias melastigma (Indian medaka), 531 nucleotides. Its product is annotated as disabled homolog 1-like. The record is from RefSeq and is a predicted model, not a curated record. Lineage: Eukaryota; Metazoa; Chordata; Actinopteri; Beloniformes; Adrianichthyidae.
UCCUCCUGCAGUAAUGAGCUGAUGGAAGUGUUUGCCAGUCCACUUCCACAGCCUCUGUCACCCCAAGAGAACUCCUGCAUUGGUCAACUGGACCCAGCUGCACAAUUCACAGGGCCUCCGCCGGAGACCUUCUCCAAAGAUCAGAUCCUCUCCAUGUUCCCCUCACAGCAAGGCGGGGGCCUUCCAUACUCUCCCACCAUGAUGCCUUGGCCUCAGCCGGGGUUUCUGGGAAAUCAGGGUGCAGGUGUCUGGAACGGGGUACCAAUCAGCUCUCCAGCUGGGCUACCAUCAAGCUUCCCUGCAGGAAUCCAGCCUCACUUUGGGUACAGCCCUCACCCUGGAUUCAUAGAGGGAAGAGCAGUGGGUGAUCCUGUAGUUUCUGCUGGGCAUCACACCCCUUUGGACUCUCUCUGCACCAGCCCUGGAACGACUACAGCUCAGAAAACAAACUCCCUCGAUAUCAACUCUUUAUUCGCCAGACCCCCACUCAGCCGAGCACCCCAUACCACCUACACCCGGGAACAGGUGUAG